AUGGAUGCCCGAAGCAUGCCUCGGAUCUAUAUAAAUCAUCUCGAGCUCGUCAAAAAUGAAGCUAUCAACAGCAUUAGCAUCGCAUUUUUCCGUGCCUAUAUAUAUUAUCUUCUCCAGAAUCUUAUUCGAGUUUUAACACGGCUGGCCUCAUUCAGACAACCCAGCGAAGGUGGAAUCGAAAAUAUGUGCCACAAAAAGCCACUGAUCCCUGCUAUGGGAAACCUUAGCAUGUUCCCAGCAGAGAUUAUCUUCAAUAUUCUAGAUGAACUUUUGGCGAGCUCUCCCAGAUUGACACACGAAAACUUCCAUGCCAUUAACCAGCUGACGAAAACAAAUAGGACACUAGAACAAUACAUCAAACUCGGAUGGAUGGGUAGCAAUGCGUCGAACAGUUUCAAGCAAGGCGUGAAUACUGUCCAGUGGUACUCAAACAGCGAUAAUGCAAAUAAGGCUUUAACCCUCCAGGGCGUAGACCCUCAACGCAUCAUGCCCAUCGAAGGUCCCCGCGGCCUUGGUCCCGAUCUCAUCACCGGUAUCAUUUUGGCUGACUGCACAGAUUGUUUUGAGUGGUUCUCCGAGGUUCUGCCUGCUACCCAUAUGAGCUGUUGCAACGAGGGCGGCUGGUCAUUUCUUUCUCUGGCACUGUACGCUAGAGCCGAGAAGCUACUUGAUCUUUUCUUCCUCUCGGGCUUUCCUUUCGAACCGAGGGAUUUUAUUAUCGGCAGUGCUAAUGCUAUGGGGAAAGGUCCGUCAAUCCUUGGGCUUGCUGCCUCAUCUAGAGAUCAUCAGUCUUUCUCUAGGCUCUUUAGGAAACUGAAGGAAGUCUUGAACGGGCACGGCUUCCAGAGGACUCUUAGAGAUAGACUCACGGGUAAGGAGCGAGCGGCUAUUCGAAGUGUUGCUCCUCAGUAUUUACAGAAGAUGUUGUAUGAAGCUGGCCUGGUCACUAUGCACCCGGCUCUUCGUUAUAGUCCAUACUACUCCGGUAAGCGCACCCUGAUGUACUAA
This is a messenger RNA of Penicillium roqueforti, 1008 nucleotides long. RefSeq lists its product as uncharacterized. Bases 1 to 1008 code for a protein of 335 amino acids. The record is from RefSeq and is a predicted model, not a curated record. NCBI's taxonomy places the organism in Eukaryota, Fungi, Ascomycota, Eurotiomycetes, Eurotiales, Aspergillaceae. The transcript has a single exon.